AAUGGCGAGCGGGUAGUGGAUUUCUUCUAUAUUUAUAUAACGAUUUUCUUUCAAAAUACCAUUCAUAUUUUCUCUAUUUAUACAACUAGCGACAUCCUACGACUGGUCCGAUAUUACAGUAAAAGCGACCCCACCGUUUCCUUAAGAAAUAAACUUCUAGCCACGUCUACGUUCAUCGGUAAAGUAACUGAACAAGCAAGGUUUGCAACAGUUUGCAAGAUGGUGAAAGUGCCACCUGUCAAGUGGCUUUUUAAAUCUCAAUAAAGGAGUAACAAUUCGUUGAGUUGAGCUAAAUCGUGUAUAACUCCUGACCAAUGGUUAUCAAGUUGAAAGUAUGUGUUAACAUCAACAUUUAUUAAUCAUUGUUAAUAAGAACCUAUAAGUUGUAAUGAACAGUAUAAUCUUAAGUUGAAAUUACUUUUUACAAAUAACCUGUCACUAACAACGCAAUCAAAUGGAGACAUUAGAUUAAGAAGAAUGAUUUCAACGCGAUAUGCGUCAUUCGUAUUAGGAAUUGUGAUAGCUUCGGUUACAUGGGCUUUCAGUUUGUAUCUUUAUUCGAGACUUUCACAGAAUGCAAAUACCGCAAAUCCAACCAUGCUGGUUUCCGAUACUACGAAACCUCUUAAGGAAUCCAUUUUUGAUCAAAGAAUUGUCCAAGAGCAAGGGCCAAUUUUUAGGGAAAAAAUUACACCUAAAUUGAAUAAUGGUCACGGUGGUAAAGAAUCGAUUAAUCUCGAGGGCAUGAAACUGGAGAAAAGCUAUAAAAACAGUGAAAAACUCUUGAAUCAGUUACAGCCAAUUGCUAUUAAACCAGAUGUUCCUUUUGGCCAAGGACUCGAUGAAUUAGGGAUGGUGAGAAAUUACAAGGAACAGCGUAAAAGAGAUGAAGGAUAUAAAAACUAUGCCUUCAAUGUGUUAAUUUCCGAUAAUCUGAGUCUUCACAGAGAGAUACCCGACACGAGACAUAAACUUUGUCAGCAUAAGACAUACCCACAGAACCUGCCGAAUGCUAGCAUCGUUAUCUGCUUUUACAAUGAACAUUAUGCAACGUUACUGAGGUCGUUGCAUUCUAUAGUUGAAAGAACACCUGCGACUCUUUUACACGAGAUAGUACUGGUAAAUGAUUACAGCGACGACGAUGACCUACAUGAAAAGGUGAAACGAUACACAGAGAGCCAUUUUGAAAGCAAAGUAAAACUUUUCAAAACGGAACGAAGGGAGGGUUUAAUAAGGGCAAGGAUAUUUGGCGCGAAGAAAGCAACUGGAAAGGUCCUGAUCUUCCUCGAUAGUCACAUAGAAGCAAAUAAGGCAUGGAUCGAACCGUUGUUGGCUAGAGUGGCACAUUCCAGGACAAUCGUACCAAUGCCUGUCAUCGAUAUUAUAAAGGCAGAUACUUUUGAAUAUACCAACAGUCCACUGGUCAGAGGAGGUUUCAACUGGGGCCUUCAUUUUAAAUGGGAUAAUCUACCAGUCGGAACUUUGGUACACGAUCAAGAUUUUGUGAAGCCCAUCAAGUCACCGACCAUGGCAGGAGGACUGUUCGCGAUGGAUCGGGAAUAUUUCACGGAGUUAGGAGAGUAUGAUUCUGGCAUGGACCUCUGGGGUGGUGAAAACUUGGAAAUAUCAUUCAGGAUAUGGAUGUGUGGAGGAAGUAUAGAAUUAAUUCCAUGUUCUCGGGUUGGUCAUGUAUUCCGAAGAAGACGACCUUAUGGUGGCGAUGAUCGGCACGACACCAUGCUAAAGAAUUCUCUUCGAGUGGCAUACGUGUGGAUGGAUGAUUACAAAGAAUAUUUUCUCCGAGAUGCUGUAAGAGGGAUAAAUUAUGGAGACAUCUCCGAGAGAGUGACAUUACGAAAACAACUCAAGUGUAAAGAUUUUACAUGGUAUUUGAAGAACAUUUACCCGGAAUUAACCCUACCGGAUGACACCGAGAAACAUUUUAAAGACAAGUGGUCAAAGAUUAAUAAAAAACCAAUGCAACCAUGGCAUUCUAGGAAGAGAAAUUACACUGACUCGUACCAAAUUAGAUUCGCUGACAGCUCUCUGUGCAUUCAAAGUGAGAAGGAUAUUAAGACGAGAGGCGCCAACUUAAUUCUGGCACCAUGUUUGCGCAUCAAAUCCCAGAUGUGGUAUGAAACGGAUAAGAAAGAACUUGUCCUUGGUCAGAUGCUCUGUUUGGAAGGAGGUGAAAAAGCUCCCAGGUUAGGCAAAUGCCAUGAAAUGGGUGGUAAUCAAGAGUGGCGCCAUAAGGGCAUUAAUGAUACUCCAAUCUACAAUGUAGCAGCUGGGAUGUGUUUAGGAGUACUUCGUGGGGCAAGCCACUCUCGAGUUACCAUGGAUUUGUGUAAUAAGCCCAAUACUUCAACGAUAAGUUGGGGUCUUAUUCGAUCCGGGGCCGUGAUCAAGGAGAUUGGAUGACGUUGGCGAAGAGCUCGUCGAAGUAGACGACGAAAGGUCGAAAACUGGUUCGAGCGAUAAUGGUCAUUCUUGAGAUUAAUUUAAAUGCUUGUGCAGUCCGACGGAAGUCCAAGAUGGCUCAAAGAAAUUGAUUUUGGGUUCUUUAACUCUUUUCUUUCAACAUCAUACAGUGCAUGCAAUGCUCUCUAUUUUAUACACAUUUUCCUGCCUUUUCUAAUAUUAAUUAUGGGUUGAGUUGGGAAAUGUUGAUUCAUAAAUUGCUUAGAAUGCAUGUCAAUUCAAGGUCUUGCAAAUAAUUGUAUGGUAAGGUUCAUGAUUUCAGUGUUGAAUUCAUUAGACCAUGCAAGGAGUUUUGACACAUUAAACAGUUUAUAAAUCUCUCACAACACCUAAACCAAAACUCUCUGUUUAUGUUGAGCACAUAUCAGAUUAUCUAAUGAUAUUGUGUAUAUAUGUAUCAAGUUGAAACAAUUGGUUUGUUAAUUAUUGAUAUAAAUGGUUUCAUAAGGAUACGUCCAUGA
Messenger RNA from Orussus abietinus, 2942 nucleotides. It is a transcript of the gene Pgant35A, whose product is annotated as polypeptide N-acetylgalactosaminyltransferase 35A. The transcript is spliced from 7 exons. NCBI's taxonomy places the organism in Eukaryota, Metazoa, Arthropoda, Insecta, Hymenoptera, Orussidae. Gene Ontology annotation, biological process: regulation of Notch signaling pathway. Gene Ontology annotation, cellular component: Golgi apparatus. Bases 478 to 2421 code for a protein of 647 amino acids. The record is from RefSeq and is a predicted model, not a curated record. Gene Ontology annotation, molecular function: Notch binding.